AUGGCGGAGAUCAGCGGGCGGCGGCGGCUGACGCGGCUCCGCACGCUGGGGCGGGGCGCGUCGGGCGCCGUGGUGUCGCUCUUCGCGGCGGACGGCGGCGCCGGCGAGGACGAGCAGUCCCUGCUCGCGGUGAAGUCGGCGGGGGCGGCAUCCGCUCAAGCGCAGCUGCGGCGCGAGGGGGGCAUCCUCGCCUCCCUCUGCUCCCCCUACGUGCUCCCCUGCCUCGGCUCCCGCGCCGCGGCCGGCGGCGGCGAGUACCAGCUCUUCCUCGAGUUCGCCCCCGGCGGCUCGCUCGCCGACGAGGUGGAGCGGAACGGGGGCCGCCUCGAGGAGGGCGCCGUACGGUCCUACGCGGCGGACGUCGCCAGGGGCCUCGCGUACCUCCACGGCGAGUCCAUGGUGCACGGCGACGUCAAGGGCCGCAACGUGGUCAUCGGGGCCGACGGCUGGGCCAAGCUCGCCGACUUCGGCUGCGCGAGGAGCGUCGGCUCCGCGGCGCCGAUCGGCGGCACACCGGCGUUCAUGGCGCCAGAGGUCGUGCGCGGGGAGGAGCAGGGCCCUGCCGCCGACGUCUGGGCGCUGGGGUGCACCGUCAUCGAGAUGGCCACCGGCCGCGCGCCCUGGAGCGGCGUGGACGACGUGUUCGCCGCGGUGCGCCUGAUCGGGUACACGGACGCCGUGCCGGAGUCGCCCGAGCAAUUUUCGGCAGAGGCCAAGGAUUUCCUGGACAAAUGCCUCAGGCGGCGCGCCGUCGACAGGUGGACGGCCGCGCAGCUGCUGGAGCACCCUUUCCUUGCGUUCGCCGGCUGCGGCGGCGAUGUCGAGGCCAAGUGGGUCUCUCCCAAGAGCACACUCGACGCCGCAAUGUGGGAAUCGGACGGCGAGGAGGACGACAAUGUACCGGAUUUCACGGCCGAGGAGGAGAACGAGGUGCCGGAUUUCACGGCCGAGAGGAUGAAGGCACUGGCGGCAUCCUACUCGGUGUUGCCGGACUGGGAGUCGGAUGACGGCUGGAUCGAUGUCUUGAGCGGCCAAUCUGAACAUUACGAAGCCGUGGUUGAGGAGACGCCGGCCGAUCUGUCCUGCAGUGAAGCUCCCGAUUCGCCGGCGGCCGCAUCGACCGAGGAAGCGACGUCAGAUCGUUGUUCUUGGGAUGAAGCAUUAGAAGCAGAGAAAGGAGUAGAAGAAGAUCGAGUCGUUGGUGCUGCCGUUCCGGUGGCCGCGGCGCCGUCUGGAGAGACGGCGUACGAUUACGAUGCAAGAUUAUUGGAAGGAGGAUUAUUGCUAGAAGCAGAAACUGAAGCCGCAGCUUUCUCCGCCGGCGCGUGUGUCGGCGACGAGCUCGUCGUGCGCAAUGUAGUAGUAGCCGAUAAUGAAGCCUUAGUGAAUCAGCAACAGACAGAUGAUUAUUUGGAAUUCAUUAGCAAUCCAAUUGUAGUUUGUGUAGAUAAAUGUGACGAGGAAGAAAUAGUUAACUCAUUGGCAAUGCCAGAUUUCAUCUAUCUCUGUUUCUCCUCUGCUUGGUCACCUUUUGCACUUUUUUUUUACAACUGCAAUCAUAUAUCUGAACAUUUCGUCUGA
This is a messenger RNA of Lolium rigidum, 1581 nucleotides long. RefSeq names its product mitogen-activated protein kinase kinase kinase 17-like. Gene Ontology annotation, biological process: protein phosphorylation. Bases 1 to 1581 code for a protein of 526 amino acids. The transcript has a single exon. NCBI's taxonomy places the organism in Eukaryota, Viridiplantae, Streptophyta, Magnoliopsida, Poales, Poaceae. The record is from RefSeq and is a predicted model, not a curated record. Gene Ontology annotation, molecular function: protein kinase activity; ATP binding.